AUGCCGUCCCUGCAGAAUCUUUCCAGUAAAUUGCUGCUCAACGUGAUCAACAGACUUUGGGUGCACGACGUCAUGGCCUUGUCGCAGCAAAGCCGUGGAAUACAUGCUCUAUGUGAUGUGAAACAUCGUCAGAAAUACCACCUGAAGUUCGGCCGAGAGAAGCUACCGCAGACCCAUAAAGCUGUACUCCAAGCUGGCCUAGACACAUUACUUGCCAUCUUACGAUUUCCAUCCCUUGGAGAUAAUCUUCGUCGUGUGGACUUGUACGGAUCUGGAAUGAUCGAGUAUAUUUCUGACUCUUCCAUCCAAGAUUAUGUGCUUUCCCCCGAGGACAUCGACAGACUCAAGCAAGCAAUCCUAGGCGCCGGCUUCCAAGAUACACAGGAGCGCGAGUCAAUUUUAUCCAUGCUUUCACGAAACCCUGCUAAAUUCGAAUCUGAUUCAGACGAGGCAGCACUUCAGUUCAAAGAUGCUCUUAUUACGCUCUUAGUUGCAGCUGCCCCGAAUCUUGAAUUCAUUUCAAUGUAUCCAUUACUGGAAUACAUUCGAUCUCCAUCUACUGGGGAUUAUGAAAGGGUGAAUCUUCUCCAGAGAUUGCUAUAUCGGGCCUCUACGGGGUCGGUGCCAUACUGCCAAAAUCUACGAAAUUUCAGCUUCCACCCUGACGAUAAGCUCAACGAACGCGGCGACUACGUUGAAGACCCAUAUUAUCAUCGGCUUAAUAUGGUCCGUAAACUACCGGCUGUUGACUCGGUCGCUUUCAAGCUGGUAAUGUGGAGCAAUGAAGCCGGAAUACCGCCUCCUCCCCGUUCCGCCAACUACAGCAAGAUCAGCUUUACACAUUCUGUAAUGCAAAGUUGGGAUCUUUGCCGUAUCAUCGAAUCCCCCAAGACCUUGAAAAGUUUUACUUCCGCUAUCGGUGGUCGUCAAUACCCUGAAGGUGGCCACCCCGUGUUAUACGUGACUCCGAUACUCAAGUCCCUUUGGAUGCAUCGCCAGACUCUAGAAGAAUUGAAUCUGGAUAUGGAGAGCCAGACACCUCGACAAGAAUUGUAUGAUGAGGAAUAUCAAACCCAAGAAGGUGGGAUGACCGAAGAGGAGCAAGAAGAGUAUGAGGAGCAAUGGGCAGACGAGCUACAGGAGCUAGCCACCGUGGAAAUCACACCCGUGCGCGUCUCCCUGAAAGACUUUCCACGCCUCAAGAAUCUCAGUGUUGGAGCCCAUACGCUAUGCUAUCUAGCUCGAGGUGCAGGAGAUGGCAAGACGCAGCUUGACUCAAAGUCUUUCAAUCUUGUUGAUCAUAUCCCGUCUGCUGUUGAGUCUCUCCGGAUCUACGGGCUCGGAGAGCCCGUGGAUAGGAGUACCCCCUAUCUGGAUUACGAAUCUGAUCUAGAUGUCAAUGCCCAAAUUGAGCAACUGGCGCGUGAGAAAGAUGCCAAACUGCCAGGACUGAAGAUUGAAGGCGUUGAUCCUUGUAUUCCAAAUGGCAGGACUGUGGAUGAACAGGCGGAUGAAGAUGAUCUAGAACUUUUCUGGAAAGAUCCAGAUGACAACAGGUUUGAUGACGUUGGUGACGACGUUUGA
Penicillium egyptiacum is the source of this 1584-nucleotide messenger RNA. The record is from the annotation of a GenBank genome assembly. Lineage: Eukaryota; Fungi; Ascomycota; Eurotiomycetes; Eurotiales; Aspergillaceae.